Messenger RNA from Micropterus dolomieu (smallmouth bass), 1516 nucleotides. RefSeq lists its product as uncharacterized. The coding region runs from base 47 to 1063 and encodes 338 amino acids. The transcript has 6 exons. The record is from RefSeq and is a predicted model, not a curated record. Lineage: Eukaryota; Metazoa; Chordata; Actinopteri; Centrarchiformes; Centrarchidae.
GUGCGUUUUAGGCACACCUACUUGACAUAGAAUAAGAAACUGUCGCAUGCUUGGCCAGCUGUCGAUUCCUUUGCAGGCGCUCCGCUCAGACGGCGAAAUGAGUUGGUUAGACAUACUUUGUCACCCGGUCUGGGCUGUGUCCACGGCGCUGCUGGCCAUCGUUGUGCGCAUACAGAGGAGAGGGCGCUGGGAUCCACAUGCCUGCACCGUGCGGCUGAAAGGGAAGACGGCCAUAGUGACGGGAGCCAAUACAGGGAUCGGGAAGUUCAUUGCCCUGGACUUUGCACGUCGUGGAGCCCGUGUUAUCCUGGCCUGUCGAAACGAGGCGCGGGGGAAAGCCGCACUUAAAGAAAUCAAGGAGAAAACCGGAAACUCUGACGUCCACCUGCAUCUGGUGGACUUGUCGUCUCUGGUCUCUGUCAGGGAAUUUGCUAAUCGGAUUCUUGAGGAGGAGAAAGCUCUCCACAUCCUCGUCAACAAUGCCGGAGUAUCAGGUUUACCCAGACAGAUAACCGAAGAUGGGCUGGAAGUUUCUUUUGCCACGAACCACCUGGGACCAUUUCUUCUCACCAAUCUGCUGCUGGACUUGAUGAAGCACUCAGCUCCCGCGCGUAUCGUCACCCUCAGCUCAGUCAACCAUAAGAAGGGUAAAGUGGACUUCUCCCAUUUUCAUGGCGAGAACCUCACUUAUCACAUGGAUACAGUGUACAACCACACUAAGCUGCACAAUGUCAUCUGUACCAGUGAACUAGCACGCAGGCUACAAGGGACAGGUGUCACCGCAAACUCUGUCCACCCAGGUAUUGUCAUGACAGAAGUGUUGAGACACUAUCCAUUUAUGAUUCGUUUGCUUUUCAACCUCAUUGGAUUUUUCUUUUUCAAGUCUCCAGAAGAGGGUGCAGUCAGCUCAAUCUACUGUGCAGUUGCAGAAGAAAUGGAGGGGAUAACUGGGAAGUAUUUUGACAGCGACUGCUCCCUGGUUCUCCCUGCCCCUUUAGCUCGUGACCCCGCCCUUGCGGUAAAGGACUUUGAGAUCAGCGCGAGACUAACGUCGAAGCUCUGAAACCACUAUCAGGCAAAUAGAGGCUUGAUAAAAGAAAAGGGGUCAAAUUAUACUGUACUUCUUGAGUGAAUGUGUCUUUAAAAUCAAUAGGUGAAGUUUGUGAAUGCAUUUUUGUAGCAGCUAAUUAAAAGCAACAUGAACUGAAGUUCUUUUUUUAAAACGGAUGCACAAAUAAAUCAUGUACAGUAUAUGAAUAUUUGUAUAAUAUUCUCUGCAUUGGCUUGAAUGACAGGCUUGUUUUAGUUGUGAAAAUGGUGAAUGGUGUUUUCUUCUUUGUAAGAACGCCCUGUGACCUUUAUUCAGGUUUGUGAAUGAGUGAAAUGAAAAGAGCUUCCUGAAAGAGAUGACACCGUGUGGCCAACUCAAGCUGACAUGCUUCUUCAGAAACGACAACAACUCCAGUACAUGACAUCUCUUUUAUUUGCUGAUUCAUUAAAACAAUAAAACAUUUAA